CAUUUCUCUCUCAGGUUUAGUUCUCUUAUUUUCCUCUCCUUUUUUUAAAACGAGUGAUAUUGAUUUGGGAGAGGCUUCGUACUCGUGGCACGAGCGUACCAUGUGACUCGUAGGUAGAGAGUCGCGAUGCAUCAGCGCAUCAGCGCAGCGCGCAUCGAGGGGGCAAUAGUAGUCGCGGCUGGGAAAUCCCUCCUGCCGUUUGCGAAAUCCCCCACCCGAGGCCCGUCCUCGCCGCGCAGAUACAGACUACAGACUUGAGUCUAUAUUAUAUAGUAGAUUCUCGCUCCCCUGUCUGGUGUAGACACACAAACACAAACGAGAGCCCCUCUUGCUCGGCAUACCCUAUCCGCGGAUCUAUCCGCGAGUACCCCUCCGCCCUUCACUUGGCGAAUCCCUUCUCCAGUCCAACAUAAUACACACAACGAGAACGGACAACUCGCUUGACUUGCUUCUCUUCUUUCUCCUCUUCUCUUCUCUUCACAUAAACAUCUACUCGUACAUCUACAUUCUACAUGGACGUACACCCUCUCAGUGUUUCCUCCGUCCGCCCGCAAGCUCCUCAGCCGCCCCUGGUGUGUCUGCCUCGACAACAGUGGAUAGUGGAUGGAGAGUGUUCUUUCUCCUCCCGUCCUUUCUCCUCUUACGACGGGUUUCUCGUCCCACAGCCUUCUUCAGCGGCACAUGCACACAAGUAGAGACUGCUAGUGCUCGUGGUGGUAGUAAUCUUCUACAAGAACAAGUUCUCCCUCUCUUUAUCUGGUGAGUGGUAUCGACAGCUCUAGCUCUCGCUCCAACUCUUGUACUCCGCAACUAGAUGCUCUUCACACACGAAUUCGCCGUCUGAUUCUUCCCACUAUAAUCGCACCAGUGAGUGAGGUAGUGAGGCAGUGAGUAGUGGCGGUGGCGGUGGCGGCAGCAGCUCCAUCUCGAUUCUCCAUCCUAUCCCGUGUCCGACUCGACUAAACCCACCGUCCUGAACCCAUACCAUAGCAUGCCAUACCAAUCGGUGGAGAACAGAAUCUGACUCCCGACUCCCGACUCCCCACUCCGGGGUAUGCCGGCGACGGAAGUGCGGCAACAACGCGGCGAGCGUCUCGGUCUUGGCGAGUACACACUCGGGGGGCCAGCCGAGUCUACCGAGUUUGUCUACCGGCGCGGGUACCAAAAGAGAGUAAGACCGAGUAGAGUAACACCGGAUAGGACCACCGGACGAUAAGUCGUGAGUUUUUAAUAUAAAACACGGCAUGCCGAGACGACGACGCGUUGCGUGAAUUUAACCAAGAGAGACCCGAGUGCUCGUCGUCGUCGUCGUCGUCGUCGUCAUCGUCGGAGUCGACGUCGCGUCGUGUUACCGUCGUCUCUCUGUCUCUCUUAAUCUUUGUCCUAACAUCACAAUCCUUGACAAGAUUCAAAAUUUAUUAUAAAUAAAUUAUAAUUUUAUAAUUGUUAAUUUUAUUAAUUGUUAAAUUAAUAAUUAUUUUUAUUGUUUAAUUAUUUUAAACGUCCUAUUGGUGUUCUACGAGGUACAAUACAGAGAGGAGAUCCCGCCUCGUGUUGUAUUUCUCUCCUCUCCUCUUCUCUUGGACUCUCUCCUUUCCUCGUUCCUCGUUCCUCUUUCCUCUCCCGAGAUCCGUGCUCCCUCCAACCAACACAAUCCUACUCUCAACCCAACCCCGCGUGCGUGAGACGUCGCACGCAACACAACGUCGUCCAGACAUUUUUUUCGGCUCGCGAUAUUACCAGUUGCGAAUUAAACACGGUGUAAAUGGCGCUCUCCGCACAGAAUCAGUCAACGUCGUAUGUCAACCUCUAUUACUCUAUCGUCCAACGCGCGGCGACACGUUAUUUUAAGGAAUAUUACAAUUCCGAUACUGGCGCGCCGUACGUAUUGUACAAGGACAACAUGGAGAGACCCCAGGGCCAGUGGGCGCCGGGGCCAGGAUCUCUCCAAGAUGGUGGUCUGUAUGCACAGCAGCAGCAACAGCAACAACAGCAGCAGGCAUCAUCCUCCUCCGGUAGCCCACAGCAGCCUUGUGGCCCGCCGGUCGAAGGUGGUGAAACGGGGCCUCCGCCAACCCUGGCGUCUCCUGUGCCCUCACCAUACCCAUCAGCACCACCCGAGCCGCAGGCACUGACCCCACCCGAGGACGACAUACAGUCCGGUCAGCCUACGGCUCAGCAACAAGCCCAACAACAACAAGCCCAGCAGCAGCAACAGCAGCAGCAACAACAACAACAACAACAACAACAACAGCAACAGGUCCAGCAACAAGUUCAGCAACAGCAACAGGCGCAGCAGCAGGUACAGCAGCAACAACAACAGCAGCAGCAGCAACAGCAACAACAGCAACAGCAACAGCAACAACAAGCACAACAAGAGCACUCGCCGCAGCAGCAGCUGACGCCCCACGAGGUCGACCGGAGCGAUUGCUUUCCUGGUGCAGGUGAACUUCAGCAAUAUCCCCAGCACUACUUCAAAGAGACCCGGCCGCAUCCGUCGCCCUCGGUGCCGCCUCACAUGCUAACCCCGGGGGGUUUUUCAGCGCUGCACUACUUAAAACAGCCGGGGGUUAUGCUGACGUCCCUGGGGCAAGGCGACGGAGGCGCGAGUCUUGAGGCUCACCAGUACGCGAGUCCCGGCGCCCCGAAUAUGUCGAGCGUGUUACCGGACAUUGUCCAGCAGAACGGCAAGUCCUCAAAGGGUGGUGCCAACAGUGAUCUGCGGUUGUUCAAGUGCUUAACGUGCGGAAAAGACUUUAAACAGAAAUCGACGUUGCUGCAACACGAGAGGAUUCAUACGGACAGUCGGCCGUACGGGUGUCCAGAGUGCGGAAAGCGGUUCAGACAACAGUCACAUCUCACGCAACACCUUAGAAUUCACGCGAACGAGAAGCCGUAUGCUUGCGUGUACUGCGAGCGCACAUUCCGGCAGCGCGCCAUCCUCAACCAGCAUCUGCGCAUCCACUCGGGUGAGAAGCCAUACCAAUGUCCGGAGUGCGGAAAACACUUCCGUCAGAAGGCGAUCCUGAAUCAGCACGUCCGCACACACCAAGAUGUGAGUCCGCAUCUGAUCUUCAAGAAUGGUAUGACUCCAACACUGUGGCCUCAGGACGUACCAUUCCCUCCAGAGGAAGGCAAAGAGGAGGUCGCCUCGACUUUCGGGGACACGGACACCCAGUCGGGGGCAUUCAGUCCAUCACCAGACGGUAAUUCCAUCCAGUACCCAGCCUACUUCAAGGACCCAAAGGGUGGGAACCACGCAGUCUUCGGAGCCGGAGGACCUGGGAGCUUCGGGGCCCUCCAGUACAUUAAACAGCAGGGAGGCGGCGGCGGGGGAGGAGGAGGAGGAGGAAACAGCGGUCCCAACGGGAGCAAGUCCUGCUUACCAGACGUUAUUCAGCACGGGAGAUCAGCGGGUAUGCCUCUCUACGUUAGGUGUCCAAUUUGUCAGAAGGAGUUCAAACAGAAGAGUACCCUUUUGCAGCACGGCUGCAUCCACAUAGAGUCAAGGCCGUAUCCAUGUCCAGAGUGCGGCAAGAGAUUUCGUCAGCAGUCCCACUUGACGCAGCAUCUUCGCAUUCACACCAACGAAAAGCCAUACGGAUGUGUCUACUGCGGGCGGAACUUCCGCCAGAGGACCAUUCUCAAUCAGCACUUGCGCAUUCACACGGGGGAAAAACCCUACAAAUGCCAGCAGUGCGGCAAGGAUUUUCGUCAAAAGGCCAUCUUGGAUCAGCACACACGCACACAUCAGGGGGACCGGCCCUUCUGCUGUCCCAUGCCCAACUGUCGGAGGCGCUUCGCGACAGAGCCAGAAGUAAAGAAGCACAUCGACAAUCAUAUGAAUCCUCACGCGAGUAAAGUAAGGAGGAAUUCCAGCAGCGACGGCAAACCUUCCGGCACUCCAACCGCCCUUGGACCAGUACCAGUGCCACGGGGGCUCACACCUACAGUCGUUAAGCCUGAGCUGUACUUUCCCCAGUGCUACGCACCCGCAUUUAAUCAUCAACCACCAGUAUCAUCGUCGCAGUUCCCUGGUCAGACCAACGGAGUCGCCGUUACUGGAGAAUUCAAACCACCGUCGGCACUUCCACCACAGUGACUAACCGUCCAUCCUGCGGCCUAUUAGCAAGCAGGAAUCCCGCUAAAGUAUCAGCGUUGCUUCACGCCCAUCGGUAAUAAUCAUCCAACUGGAACUGGAUCUGGAACUGGAACUUCGUCAACUACUUCAGCUACUAAUGAUGAUCAUGAUUCAGCUCCUACGUCUGACGUUGUAUCGUCGCAUUUGUGCCAGCCGCUCCAGCAACACUACCCGUGACAUUUAUCGUGCAUUUAUUAGCAUUUCGUCUUUCAUAUCUUUCCGGUUUGUUUUUAUUUCAUUUUGGUUACAUUAAUGUCAUCAUUAUUGUCAUAAUUAAUAUUAUUAUUAUUAUUAUUAUUAUUAUUAUUCCUACUACUAUUAGCUUCGUUUUUUACGUUUUUUAAUGUUAUCGUUAAUUGCUACUACUUUUAUUAAUAUUCUUCCAUUUUUGUUGUGCUGAUUUGUUCAAUUACGUUUAACGUUUAUAUAUAAAUAUAUAAAUAUAAUAAUGACGGUUACUCGAUCCUCGUCUUCUUUAAAACGAUUACGAGCGCGUUGUGAAUUUAAAAUUCGUGUUCUCAGCGAUUCAUGUACAGCGUAACGUAUCGUGAAAUCGUCAAAGGGAAGAAAGGCAAAAAAUAUCAAAUAAAAAAAAUGAAAAAAAAAUAACAAGAAAAAAAAAGUAACAAAUGGGUUCGUACUUUUUGCUAAAAAAAGAAUUAAUGAAACUCGUACUAUGUAGUUUUUAAAAACCGUUUAAAUAAAAAACGCGUUUCUUUCCCUAAAUGGGUUGAAAAUGUUCGAUUUCGACCAGACUGAAACGAUUGUGAUACAAUAUUUAACUUGCCUAUGUUUUAAUGAAUUGAUGAUGAUGAUGAUGAUGAU
Cotesia glomerata is the source of this 4966-nucleotide messenger RNA. RefSeq names its product zinc finger protein 768-like. Gene Ontology annotation, biological process: regulation of transcription by RNA polymerase II. NCBI's taxonomy places the organism in Eukaryota, Metazoa, Arthropoda, Insecta, Hymenoptera, Braconidae. The record is from RefSeq and is a predicted model, not a curated record. The coding region runs from base 1766 to 4102 and encodes 778 amino acids. The transcript has 3 exons. Gene Ontology annotation, molecular function: RNA polymerase II cis-regulatory region sequence-specific DNA binding; DNA-binding transcription factor activity.